Molecule: messenger RNA, 930 nt
Organism: Aspergillus oryzae RIB40
Lineage: Eukaryota; Fungi; Ascomycota; Eurotiomycetes; Eurotiales; Aspergillaceae
Exons: 2
Coding region: 1-930 (309 amino acids)
Molecular function (GO): O-methyltransferase activity
Source: RefSeq, a predicted model, not a curated record
AUGAGACUGUGCGACUUACCCCACUUUCCUACAGAGGAUACCCUAUAUGCUAUGUCCGGUCUGGGUUUUGUUGACAUUGCCGGAGACGAUCUGUACAGCGCUAAUGCAAUCACCAAACACUUGGCUACCAUGCCUUCUGCCCAGCAUGGUGCACUUCACUUUACAACUGAAGCUCUCCUGGGCGCUGCAUUCUUGAUGAAGAAACUGAAAGCAGACAACUUUGAAUACCCCUUUAAGGAGCUGGAGACGCCUUAUCAGUACGCCUAUCACUCAAUGGGCCAGGAGGAGCUAGCAAAGCAACACACUUAUUCCAUUAUGGCUGCUGAAGGCCGGAUGGACAGCUUCAACCACUUUAUGGUUGGCAAGUUCAUGAAGACAAAUACUGCCCCUGAUCGCCUCAAGGCAUUCGGAUACGACUUACAGUCCGUGCUGAACGAGGCAGGAAAUGGUGUUCCGGCUACCAUGGUGGAUAUUGGUGGGGGCCGUGGAGAGCUGUUGCUGGAUAUUAAAGCGGCAUACCCAGACUUGCAAGCCUCCGACCUUGUGGUACAAGAGUUUAACCAAGACAUCAUAGAGAUUCCUGGAAUUACACUAGCCACAUGGAACUACAAGGAGGACACCCCACAACCCAUCAAAGGAGCCUUAGUCUAUCACCUCGCGCAUAUUCUCCACAAUCUGUCGGAUCUAGAAGCUGCUCGUUUGUUGCAGAAGAUAUCUGAGGCUAUGGGGUCUCAUUCUCGUAUCCUGAUUCAUGAGUUUGCGAAGAAUGCGAAUUAUGCCAAGAUGCAUUCAGCCAUGAUUGCAUUAUACGCGGGGCGGGAGAGAAGCGCGGUCGAGUGGCGCCAAAUGGCUGCAUUAGCAGGACUAAAGGUGACAUUUGAAGCUUACCCGGAAUUUGGAGAAGGACUGAUCGAGAUGAGGAAACUUUGA